AUGGCAGACAGUGCGAAGAGACUACCACUCACCGCGGAAAACCCAGAAUUGAAGAAGAGCCCAUCGGGGCGCAUGUCCGAUGACGGAAUUAAGAGGACGCCCUCUGGCAAACCAAUACAGACAAUGUAUGUAUUAAACAGGAAAGGAGAGGAAGAAGAUAUUUCAUUUGACCAGAUUCUAAAAAGGAUACAGAGGCUUUCCUACGGAUUGCACGAAUUGGUAGACCCCGCGAGAGUAACCCAAGGAGUGAUAAACGGAAUGUACAGCGGAAUUAAGACGUGCGAAUUGGAUGAACUAGCAGCACAGACAUGUGCCUACAUGGCUACGACACAUCCGGAUUUCUCCAUCCUGGCAGCGAGAAUUACCACCGAUAAUCUGCACAAAAAUACCAGUGACGAUAUAGGAGAAGUCGCAGAAGCGCUAUAUAUGUACAAAGAUGUGAGAGGAAGACCGGCUAGUCUGAUCAGCAAAGAAGUAUAUGACUUCAUGAUUCAACAUAAGGACAGAUUGAACAAAGAAAUUGACUAUACACGCGAUUUUAAUUACGAUUACUUUGGAUUUAAGACGUUAGAAAGAUCGUACCUCCUUCGAAUUAAUGGAAAGAUUAUCGAGCGACCACAACAUCUGCUGAUGAGAGUAUCCAUCGGAAUCCACAUUGGAGAUCUGGACAGAGCGCUCGAGACGUACCAUCUCAUGUCACAGAAAUAUUUUACGCACGCAACUCCUACGUUGUUCAAUUCUGGGACGCCAAGGCCGCAAAUGUCCUCCUGUUUUCUCCUCUGCAUGAAAUCGGAUUCAAUUGAAGGCAUUUUCGAGACUCUAAAGCAAUGUGCCCUGAUUAGCAAAACAGCUGGUGGGAUUGGAGUGGCCGUACAGGAUAUAAGAGGACAAAACUCCUACAUCAGAGGGACCAACGGAAUAUCCAACGGGUUAGUACCAAUGCUUAGAGUGUUUAAUGAUACAGCCAGAUAUGUAGAUCAAGGUGGCGGAAAAAGAAAGGGAUCCUUUGCCGUGUAUAUCGAACCGUGGCACUCAGAUAUAUUCGAAUUUUUAGAUCUUCGUAAAAAUCACGGUAAGGAAGAACUCCGAGCUAGGGAUCUUUUCUAUGCUGUAUGGGUACCUGAUCUCUUCAUGAAGAGAGUAAAGGAAAAUAAAAAUUGGACUCUCAUGUGUCCGAAUGAAUGUCCAGGGUUAAGUGAAUCCUGGGGAGAAGAAUUCGAAAAAUUAUACACAAAAUAUGAGGAGGAGAAUAUGGGCAAAAAAACAGUCCUAGCACAAGAUCUCUGGUUUGCCAUUCUGCAGAGUCAGAUAGAAACCGGUGUCCCUUACAUGCUCUACAAAGAUUCCUGUAAUGCUAAAUCGAAUCAGAAAAAUUUAGGCACAAUAAAAUGUAGUAACCUCUGCUGUGAGAUCAUCGAGUAUACUUCUCCUGACGAAGUGGCCGUGUGCAACUUGGCUUCCAUUGCGUUGUGCAAAUUUGUCGAUGUAGAGAAAAGAGAAUUCAAUUUUAAGAAACUAUACGAGAUUACCAAAAUUAUUACCCGAAAUUUGGAUCAGAUCAUAGAGAGGAAUUACUACCCUGUGGAGGAGGCCAAGCGAUCAAACAAGAGACACAGACCGAUAGGCAUAGGAGUACAGGGCUUAGCAGACACGUUUAUGCUUCUUAGAUACCCUUACGAAUCCGAUUCUGCGAAAGAGUUAAAUAAACGCAUUUUCGAAACAAUGUAUUAUGCUGCUUUGGAGAUGUCCAUGGAAUUGGCACAAGUGUAUGGACCGUAUGAAACCUACCAGGGCAGUCCAGCUAGCCAAGGAAUCCUCCAAUUCGACAUGUGGAAUGUCAAGGUGGAUAAUAAAUAUUGGGACUGGGAUGACCUGAAGGCAAAGAUAAAGAAGCAUGGAUUGAGAAAUUCGCUCUUGUUGGCCCCCAUGCCUACUGCUUCCACGUCACAGAUUCUUGGGAACAAUGAGUCCUUUGAGCCAUACACCAGUAACAUCUACUACAGGCGGGUUCUCAGUGGAGAGUUUUUCGUAGUGAACCCACAUUUACUGAAGGACCUCUUCGAUCGUGGUCUCUGGGAUGAGGACAUGAAGCAGCAGCUAAUUGCCCACAAUGGAAGUGUGCAAUAUAUCAGCGAAAUUCCCACCGAUUUGAAGGAGCUCUAUAAGACCGUUUGGGAGAUCAAGCAGAAGAACAUCAUCGAUAUGGCGGCCGACCGGGGCGCCUUCAUCGAUCAGUCCCAAUCGCUCAACAUCUACAUCCAGAAGCCCACCUUCGCGAAGCUCUCCAGCAUGCACUUCUACGGAUGGGAGAAGGGACUGAAGACAGGAGCGUACUACCUCAGAACGCAGGCCGCGACGGACGCAAUAAAAUUCACAGUCGACACGCAGGUGGCAAAGAAUGCCGCGAAGAUGAAGAACGCCGAGGGAGUAGCCAUUACGAGGGAGGUGUCCAGGGAGACCAUUUCGACGGAGUCCACCAUCACGCAAAAUACCGUGUGUCAGCUGCGUCGCAACAACGACGAACAGUGCUUGAUGUGCUCGGGCUGA
This is a messenger RNA of Plasmodium inui San Antonio 1, 2547 nucleotides long. Its product is annotated as ribonucleoside-diphosphate reductase large subunit. Lineage: Eukaryota; Apicomplexa; Aconoidasida; Haemosporida; Plasmodiidae. Gene Ontology annotation, molecular function: ATP binding; ribonucleoside-diphosphate reductase activity, thioredoxin disulfide as acceptor. Gene Ontology annotation, cellular component: ribonucleoside-diphosphate reductase complex. The record is from RefSeq and is a predicted model, not a curated record. Bases 1 to 2547 code for a protein of 848 amino acids. Gene Ontology annotation, biological process: DNA replication; deoxyribonucleotide biosynthetic process. The transcript is spliced from 2 exons.